CGGAGCGGGCGGCCGGGCGCGGAGGAGCCGAGCGGCCCCGUGGAGGGCGAGGGGCCGGGCCGGGGCAGCGGCGGCGGAGCUGCCGGUCCUACAUGAUGAGAGAUUUUGGGGUGCUUCUCUCUCCUCUGUGUAGUUGAUAGUUUGGGUGGUGAAGAGAUGGCUGACAGUGUCAAAACAUUUCUCCAGGACCUUGCCAGGGGAAUCAAAGACUCCAUAUGGGGUAUUUGCACCAUCUCAAAGUUAGAUGCUCGAAUCCAGCAAAAGAGAGAGGAGCAGCGCCGAAGAAGGGCAAGCAGUGUCCUGGCACAGAGGAGAGCCCAGAGCACGGAGCGGAAGCAAGAGAGUGAGCCACGUAUUGUUAGUAGAAUUUUCCAGUGUUGUGCUUGGAAUGGUGGAGUGUUCUGGUGUAGUCUCCUCUUGUUUUAUCGAAUGUUUAUUCCUGGGCUUCAGUAUGUAACAGCCCUAAUUAUCGGUGAUCCAUCACUGCAUGGAGUUUUUUGGUCCUGGCUGGAAUUCUUCCUCACAUCCAUUUUCAGCGCUCUGUGGGUGCUCCCCCUGUUUGUGCUGAGCAAAGUCGUGAAUGCCAUUUGGUUUCAGGAUAUAGCUGACCUGGCAUUUGAGGUAUCAGGGAGGAGGCCCCAUCCAUUCCCUAGUGUCAGUAAAAUAAUUGCUGACAUGCUGUUCAACCUUCUGUUGCAGGCUCUUUUCCUUAUCCAGGGAAUGUUCGUGAGCCUUUUUCCUAUUCAUCUUGUUGGUCAGCUGGUUAGUCUCCUUCAUAUGUCCCUUCUGUACUCACUGUAUUGCUUUGAAUAUCGUUGGUUCAAUAAAGGAAUUGAAAUGCACCAACGGUUGUCAAACAUAGAAAGGAACUGGCCUUACUACUUUGGGUUUGGUUUGCCGUUGGCUUUUCUCACGGCAAUGCAGUCCUCAUACAUUAUCAGUGGCUGCCUCUUCUCUAUCCUCUUUCCUUUAUUCAUUAUCAGCGCCAAUGAAGCAAAGACCCCUGGAAAAGCAUACCUCUUCCAGUUGCGACUCUUCUCCUUGGUGGUCUUCUUAAGCAACCGACUCUUCCACAAGACCGUGUACCUGCAGUCUGCCCUGAGCAGCUCAACCUCUGCAGAGACGAUCCCUUCGCCACAUCCAUCUCCUGCCAAACCGAAAGCUGCUGCAGGCCACUGAGCUGCCUGCCACCCAGAGGGGAUGGGUGGGAGUUGAGGGAGGCUGCCAGGGGCCUUCUGCAUAUUCCCUUCUCUCUGAAGAAUUGGAAGGUUUGUCUCCGGUGCACAUAAGGCAGAAUCUUCCUGACACCAGUGUGUGGUUUCUUAACAGCGCCUGAGUCUGAAAGGACCACAGGUUUUUCUGCAGCUAUUUUCUAGCCUUUGCCAUCCCCUGUGCCUGGAUUUUGUUUUCUCCCUGUGCCAUUUACCCUCCUACUUUCCUGCCUUCCACCACCCUGGGAUGAAUGGGUUUUGUAAUUCUAGCUGUUGUAUUUUGUGGAUUUGUUAUUUUUGUUGUUUUUCUGUGAAGCACAUACAUUGGAUGUGGGAGGUAAAGGAGGAUCUCAGUUGCUCCUGGUCACUCCUUUUAUAGCCAUCACUGUCUUGUUUCUUGUAACUCAGGUUAGGAUUUGGUCUCUCUUGCUCUACUGCAAAAAAAAAAAAAAAAAGAAAAAAAGAAAAAGAAAAAUUAAAAGAGCCUGAAGAGAUGAAGAGAUAGAUGGGACAGGAGGAAAGACCUCACAGCCCAAUCUGCUAGGUUUUGGAGUGAUUUUUUUCUUCCCCUUGAAGGGGAAAAUCACUGGUACAUUAAAACCCCUCAAUUAUGGGGAGGUACCAAUUUUGGCAAGUGCCACUGCAACAUGAUACUCAGAGACCUGAACUUUUAAACUCUGGGGGAACAGAAAUUUAUUGUUGGCCCCUGCCGGGUCUGUCUGGUAUUGCAGAGGAAUAUUGGGUGCUGCAAAUAGGAACUGAAGGGGUUAAACUUAUUAAACCCAUGAAAUCCUAUGAUUGGUUGGUAUUUUCCUGUCAUCAGAGACUAAAUAUGGGGGAAAUGUCAAAAUACUUGUACAAUUUUAAAAUUUCACAAUUAAACGUGAGCUGGUUUCCCACAAA
This is a messenger RNA of Otolemur garnettii (small-eared galago), 2114 nucleotides long. It is a transcript of the gene EI24, whose product is annotated as EI24, autophagy associated transmembrane protein. The coding region runs from base 157 to 1179 and encodes 340 amino acids. Gene Ontology annotation, biological process: macroautophagy. Lineage: Eukaryota; Metazoa; Chordata; Mammalia; Primates; Galagidae. The record is from RefSeq and is a predicted model, not a curated record. The transcript is spliced from 11 exons. Gene Ontology annotation, cellular component: endoplasmic reticulum.